Aureobasidium melanogenum CBS 110374 is the source of this 570-nucleotide messenger RNA. RefSeq lists its product as uncharacterized. NCBI's taxonomy places the organism in Eukaryota, Fungi, Ascomycota, Dothideomycetes, Dothideales, Saccotheciaceae. The annotation marks the transcript as partial. The record is from RefSeq and is a predicted model, not a curated record. The transcript is spliced from 3 exons.
AUCGUUGCUAUUCAUGGCAUCGGAGCACAUCCAGACGACACCUGGUGCAAGCUUCGCAGAGCCGACCUCGACGUAACCAGACCUGAGAACUAUGUCAACUGGCUGCACGAUAAUGAUAUGCUUCCUUCGAGAAUUCCGAAUGCACGAAUCAUGCGCUAUGGAUACCGGUCCGCCUGGCACGGAGCCGAAGUCACGGAGCAAGGAACAUCGUCAGUUGCACCACGAGUCAUAAAAACGAAAACAUCGCAAAGAUGUCAAAAGCGACCCCUUAUUAUCGUCGCCCACUGUUUCGGUGGACUGGUCGUUCUGAAGGUCAGGAUUACUAAUCCUGCCUUGAGCAAGUAUGACCAGGGUCAUGUACAACCUGAGGUUUUGAAGAUCCUUGAUCCAGGCAACGAGCUGCUUCACAUUUUGGUGGACAAGUUUGGAGAGAUCAGGUCCAAGCCGAACAAAGCGCAUGUCGCAUGCUUCUACGAGACAAUGCCUUGCGAUAUUGGAAGGAUCAUAGGUCAAGCAGGCAAAAAUGUAAGCAUCGAGCUAGUCAAUAGUUUCUGCUCAGAGGAGCUGUAG